Molecule: messenger RNA, 1020 nt
Organism: Vigna radiata var. radiata (mung bean)
Lineage: Eukaryota; Viridiplantae; Streptophyta; Magnoliopsida; Fabales; Fabaceae
Product: auxin-responsive protein SAUR50
Exons: 1
Coding region: 346-660 (104 amino acids)
Biological process (GO): response to auxin
Source: RefSeq, a predicted model, not a curated record
AAAGAAAGAAAUGAAUAGAGGUGAAUAAGAAGGUUGAAAGCAGAGAGAUAGAAAGGGAAAGAAUUGAAGGAGGAGUAGAGUGAAACUGGGACCAUAUUGCCGUGAGGAGGACCAACAUAGAAUAGUAUAGCCAAUGGGGUUGGCUCCCACCAUGUCCUUGCACAAAUACACAAACCCCAAAACACCCGUGGUCUGCCCUUUAAUUUGCCUCCUACCCCACAAUCCUUCCACAUCACCCUCUUUCCACCAUCUCCAUAAAUACCCCCUCAUCACCCUUCUUAUUUCUCAUCAUCUUCUUCACUCCAUCUUCUCUUCUCAUUCAUCACAUCUCAACCACUCAACAACAUGGCCAUUAGAAAAUCAAACAAGCUUCCACAACAUGCAGUCUUGAAGCAGAUCCUUAAGAGGUGUUCAAGCCUAGGAAAGAAAAACGGGUACGAUGAUGAUGGCCACCCCGGUGAUGUCCCAAAAGGCCACUUCGCUGUUUAUGUGGGUGAAAACAGAACUAGGUACAUUGUGCCAAUCUCAUUCCUAGCUCACCCCGAGUUCCAAUCCCUCCUUCGACAAGCCGAAGAAGAGUUUGGCUUCGAUCACGAGAUGGGUCUCACUAUUCCUUGCGAAGAAGUUGUCUUCAGGUCUCUAACAUCCUCGUUGAGAUGAAACAGACAAGGGACGAGGUUUAUUUUACACCAUGGUUCUGACUGAAGAGGAUGGCCAAGAUGAAGCACCACUUUUUGCUUCUUUUUUCUCCCUUCGUCAUUGCCGUUUUCAUUGGCCUCCCAUUCACAUUCUUCUUCAUUUGCUAUUUCUAAAUCCAUCUCAUUCUUUUCUUGUCUUUUUUUGUGGGUUUGUCGAAACAACCUGUUAUGAAGUCAACUGCGACUCUAACUUUGUUUCCAUGAAGAUUUCAUGGGUAGAAAACUGUACAAAUGUUUGAAGUUUUCCUCGCAGAGGUUUCUAUAUAAAAUACCCUGUGAGAGAUGUUUUAUGUCAAUGAAACCACUUCAUGUAUGUUCUAUA